AYCUCGAUCACGUCCUCAGUCCACAACAGUGGGACCUCCGCCCAUGGAGGUGAACACAUACCUGGAACUCUACCUGGACCGAUGCGCUGCCCAGGAUGACCUUGCUCUACCGGUGUCUCCCCUGUUCAGCCCAGUUGUACCUUAUGACGGGUACUUACCUAAUCCAUCCAAUUCAGAGAUUGCACUUAGUUCUCAACUUGAAGUCGGAGAAACGUCCGGUGAUUUCUCAUCUGUGGAUCUUAGCUUCCUACCAGAUGAACUUACCCAAGAAAAUAAAGACCAGACUAUCAUUAAAAGCAAGUGUGAAACUGAAGAAAAUGGUAAAACUCGACAAAAUAGCUUGCCAUUACCCAGUGAACAGCUGAGCGUAAAAAGCAGCAGUUUAUCAAAUUCCCAUUCACAUCUGCACCCUGGUAGUGCUGAUUCAAUCUGGCUCUCUUCUGAGAAAACAAACUCUGAUACCUUGCCUCUGUCAUCCAUAACUCCCAUGACUCCAGUUACCCCUCUUUCAGAAUGUUCUGGAAUUGUGCCUCAAAUACAGAACAUAGUUUCCACCGUAAACCUGGCCUGUAGACUGGAUCUGAAGAAAAUAGCUUUGCAAGCCAAAAAUGCAGAAUACAACCCAAAGAGGUUUGCCGCAGUCAUAAUGAGGAUCCGAGAGCCCAGGACAACAGCCCUCAUAUUUAGCUCUGGGAAAAUGGUCUGCACAGGAGCCAAAAGUGAAGAGCAAUCUCGACUAGCAGCAAGAAAGUAUGCUCGUGUGGUGCAGAAGCUUGGGUUCCCUGCCAGAUUUCUCGAUUUUAAAAUUCAGAACAUGGUUGGAAGCUGCGACGUGAGAUUUUCCAUCAGGCUGGAGGGUUUGGUGCUAACCCAUCAACAGUUCAGUAGUUAUGAACCUGAACUGUUUCCUGGCCUUAUUUAUAGAAUGGUAAAACCACGAAUUGUGUUGCUUAUCUUUGUGUCUGGGAAAGUCGUGUUGACAGGUGCCAAAGAACGUUCUGAGAUCUAUGAAGCAUUUGAAAACAUCUAUCCUAUUCUAAAAGGUUUUAAAAAAGCCUGAGCCUGUUAUUCAACAUUAUAUUGAUUGAAAUAUGUACAUAAGUCCAGUAUAGCAACAGCUGAAUUCUUGCACCUUUAAUUGUAGAUGUUCAAGU
Molecule: messenger RNA, 1154 nt
Organism: Urocitellus parryii (Arctic ground squirrel)
Lineage: Eukaryota; Metazoa; Chordata; Mammalia; Rodentia; Sciuridae
Gene: Tbpl2
Product: TATA-box binding protein like 2
Biological process (GO): DNA-templated transcription initiation
Molecular function (GO): DNA binding
Source: RefSeq, a predicted model, not a curated record